Gigantopelta aegis is the source of this 9666-nucleotide messenger RNA. RefSeq names its product ankyrin repeat domain-containing protein 24-like. Gene Ontology annotation, molecular function: actin binding. Lineage: Eukaryota; Metazoa; Mollusca; Gastropoda; Neomphalida; Peltospiridae. The transcript has 22 exons. The record is from RefSeq and is a predicted model, not a curated record. Bases 183 to 3353 code for a protein of 1056 amino acids.
CGACGAGAAAAGGUUACACCUGCGGAGUUAUUGACAUCAUUUUGACAUAUUUACCUGUGAUAUAUUAUCCCAUUCACCUCUACCGAUGAGUGCCCGGACCCGUGGACGUGUAGGUGAGACCUGCCUGUAGCCGGCCAUUAUCAGCAGCCUCAGCACAUGCAUGGGGCAACCACGACGCCAACAUGUCCAAGUCUCGAAUGAAGAAUCUCUUCAAGUUUCGCACAAAGAGCACAACUGAUUUGUCAGAAUGGAACAAAAAUGAUGAAAAGCUGCUCAAGUCUGUUGAGUCUGGUGACGUGAAGAAAGUAAGUGCGAUACUUGCCAAGAAAACUCUGAACCCAACAAAGCUCGGACCACGUGGUCAUAAUGUCUUCCAUAUUGCAUGUGCAUUUGGGAAUGAACAGAUUGUAGAGAUCUUGCUGAAAUACAGUGAUGAUGUCAGUGAUCUCACGAUUCAAGGAACCACAGCCCUACAGCUGGCAGCAGCAAAAGGCCAUACAAAUAUCGUUCAACGAUUACUACAGGUCAAUGCCGAUGUCGACAUGGUGGACAGCAACAACAUGACUGCACUGCACCACGCCUGCGCAGGCCUCCACUUGCAAUGUGUCCAGAUGCUGCUUACUGGACAGGCUAGUCCACAGACCAAAGAAAAGACGGGCAAGACGCCGUUGUUUUAUGCUGCUCAUCGCGGGGACGUUGCUAUCUGCAAGUGGCUGGUCGACAAAGGUGCCGAUGUCAAUGCUGCUGACAUGUAUCAGAUGACUCCGCUGAUAGUGGCAGCCAAAGAAGGCCACAAGGAGGUGGUAGAAUUCCUGCUGAAGAAAGGAGCCAUUCCAGAUCACGUGGACAGGGAACGUCGUAAUGCUCUGAUGUAUGCCAUGAUGGCUGGGCACCAAUCCAUGAAGGAAGUGUUUGCAAAAGCACCAACAAGAGCAUCAUGGGAUGUCCACCCUAGUAGUAUCAAAACAAAUGCAGUAGUAGUAGUACAGGACACACCUUCAAAACCAGAGCCAUCGGCUGAUCAGGUUGACUUGGUCGGCAAGUUCGACAAUGAUUCCCCAUCAUUAAACCAUAAAGAGGUUGUACCACAAGAAGAAGAGGAGAGACUGUCGGGUCAGACAAACCAUGUAGAAGUUCCGCCUACUGCAGAAAAAACGUCUGCACCGGAAAGAGAGGUGAUGUCUAAACCUGUUACUCUUUCGGAAGCUGAUCAGAAAACGAAACAAGCACUGAAGGAGUUGGAGGAGGAGCAUGACCAGCUGAAUGAAGAGUUCCACAAGCUGUCUCUGCAGAAAAUGAAGCUGCAGGACAAGGUGGACUUCCUCAAUGGCCGACUGGACCACGUCAAACAGGAGCAAAGUGAAAAUGAUCAGGUGGUUCAAGAAUAUGAGGAUACGGUGAAUGAUCUGCGUAACCUGUUGGAAGAAGAACAGGAGCGAUCAAGUGAACUGGCAAUUCAACUUCUCCACAGCACCGACCGCGACAAGCAAGUCAUCUUGUCAUGUAGUGGGAAAGGAUCGAUCAAUACACGGAGUCAUGAUAAUGCUGUCACCACUUCAGACAGUUGGGAUGAUAGUGAUGAGGAGCUGUUUGAUCCCUCAGCCAAGAAACAGAAGACUAAAGGUAAUGCUGAUGAUGCACGGAUGGUAGCAUUACUACGCAGUCAGGUUUUAGCUGUCCGUCAAGAAAAUGACCAGCUGAAGGAGAAACUGCAGUCCCUUCCAAAUGGUUUGCUUGAGACAUCUCCCUAUAUCCUGCCGUCUGAGAAAGACACUGGCUCACUGACCACGGACAGUGAUGAGCUGCAGAGUCUAAGGAACAGGAUCACCAGUAUGGAGGCGGAGAGAGAAGAGCUCAAGUCUCAGGUUCUAAAAGCUAAAGAAGGCAGUCAGUUUGAGCAGCUCGCAGACGCCAUCAACCAUGAGGGGCUGGUGGUGGAGAACAAGAGUCUGAAAGAGCAAUUGGAGGACCUGAAGACCAAACUAGACACCAGCCAGCAGCAGUCUGCUGACUCCACAGGCCACGAGGACCUGCUUGAAGAGAACCGGAAACUCACAGCAGAGCUGGAGGUGAUGAGGAGCAAGCUGGAGUCUGUGGAGCAGCAGCAGCACGCAGAGCACGAACGAUGCAGCAGUGCCGACGGCGACAGUGGGGACAGCGGUAUCAGCGGCGUGAAGCCCGAGGGCAGCAAGACAACGGAAGCAGCUAAUGUGGCGUUCCUGCAGGCCCAGAACGAACAGCUCACUGACCAGUGUUCCCUGCUGACGGAUGAGCUGGACAAACUGAGGACGACGUUCGACGCGAUCCUGAAGGCGGGCGACAACCUGCAGACGGACUAUGAUGCGCUGCAGAAUGAGAAGGAGCGGCUGCAGGAGGAGCUGGAGCGCACGGUCCAGGAGAAGGAGGAGCUGGUGAAGGAGAACGAGUUCCUGCUGAGUGACGGCAACGCACUGCACGAUGACCUCAAGAAGCUGGUCCACGAGCUGGAGAAGAUGCAAGACCGACUGAAGCAGGUGGACAAGGAGAAGGAGGCCAGCGCCCGGCUUACCACGGCCGUCAGCCUGUCGGGCAAGGUGGGCGAGUUUAGCCGGCUCCUGGAGGAGCGCGAUGGACUGAAGCAGCAGCUGGACGAGCUGACCACGGAGUGGUCACGGCUGCAGCAUGACCAGGAGAUACUGGUGGAGGAGGUGCAGAGUCUGCAGGAGCAGGUGGCUGCACUCAGCACUGAGAGGGACAAGCUGCAGACGGAGGCCGACGAUGUGGAGACAUUGUUGCAGCAGCACGAUGUCCUACAGCAAGACUACUCGCAGCUAGAACAGGAUUAUGCCGAGUUACUCAAGGAAAAGGAGAAAGUGGAGCAGGAAUUGCUUGAUGGCCAGGGUGUGAGUGUUGAGGAUGCGACCGGCGGUGGGGGUGGCGAUGACGAUGUGGCGCACGACACCAAGGACCUGGUCCGCGAGAACACUAACCUCGGCUACGAGAAGGAGCAGCUCGACCUGACUGUGCUGGAACUGUCCAAGGCAAACGCCCUGCUGGAGGAGGAGGUGGGACAGCUGCAGCAGGAGCUCGAUCACACACAGCGCCAACGACAGCAGCAGCAGCAUGGUGAGGCUGACGUCGACGUAACGCUGCAGUCGACUGUGAUAGCACAGAAAGACGAGCAGGUGCGGAGUCUUCAGGAACAAAUGACUUGCUUGCAGAGGCAGCUAGCGGAAUUCGAUGACAACCACAAGGAUGUUGUAGGAGCUUACCGAACACACCUCAUUAGUGCUGUACAGGGACACAUGGACUCGAAUGUGAAGGAAGCUUUGCAUCAGAUCAUUGAGCUGAGAAGUAUGGAACAGUUCUGUUAGUACUCAUCGAUCACAAAUCUGGCUCUGUGCUCAGAAAACUUCCACAGUCUCCACUUCCUACUGUGUCUGGAGACUAUAAACCAUAAAAUCUGUCUGUAGCCGUUCAGACUGACAACAUCUUGAUUCGGACUCUCACCAAGUGUGCAGAUUUCACAUCGGCAUCGCCACACAGAUCUAGCUGUUCAGACUUUAAUAGUGUGCACUUUUAAAAAGUUUUAUAAGCAGCAUUGAACCCAGGACUGCACUCAACCGAACCAUGACAUCACAGCCUGCUGUAAACGAUUGAAAACAAAAUGGCUGUUUCUCUGUGUGCAUUUGUAUUACUGGAUCUCUGUUGCGACUAACAAAUGAUAACCCCAUGAAAACUGUUUGAAGGAAGUCGCCAUUGCGGUGCCUGUGAUAAAGGAGGGAAUAUGGUAGUGAAGCUUUGUUUGAGGAUGUUGAAUAAGGAAUGAAUUAACUGGUCUCAUAUCACUACGUGUUCAAUCCUACAAUGGCAUAUUAUUUAGUACAGACCAGGACCCAUAUUUACGAAAAGGUGUAAAGUUACGUCUACAGCUAGCACUUAUGUCUGCCGUAGAUUUACUUUUACGUGCAAGGAGCACAGUAUUCUCUAAGACUGUCGUAAACGUAACUUGGUUGGACGUAAAUCUACGAUUUUAACUCGCUCACGGGAGAAAUUAAAAUAACAAAUUAGAAAAACGUCUACCGGGUAAAUAACAAAUGCACAAAACACAAUUUUGUUUGUCGUCUGCCAACAACAAUAUCGCGAAUGGCAAACCAUGGCAUUUUGGUACGAACUUUAGGACAUUUUUUUAAAAGAAAAAGGUAACUCAAAAAUAUCCGUUCAGUUAUUGGAAAUGCACCCAUUUCCCGCAAAUAAUAGUAAAUAACGGCGAUCGUGCUUGAUUCAUUAUAUGUACAUGACUUACGUGCAGCAUUAAUUGUAACCGGAGGCACUCUUAUAUUUACGUCCAACUUUACACGUAACUUACGUUUACGUUGUUUCGUGAAUAGCUCUUCAGUCAUAGAUUUACGUUUAUGUGUAACACUAGACGUACAAUGUUUUGUGAAUAUGAGUCCAGGGUCCAAAUUCACGAAACUCUCACAACUUUGCGAUCUCGCAGUGCAAUGCUAAAAUACUUGCAAAGAGGAUGCUUUGUUGUCUAACAGAGCCUAAGAGAGCUUUGUGAAUUAGGUCCUAGACUGGCUUUAAAUAGGGUCACACAGCAACCGAUCUUAACGAAAUAGUGCCUGAUAAUAAAUACCUCCAAUUUGUUCUGAACCACUUUCUUCAACCACUUAUAGACCUUUUUUCAUACUAUGGAAUUUACUACAAGUUAUUUAUUUCUGAGCCGAUUGUUUUCAAAAUUGGACCCAAAAAUAGUAUUUUUAUAUUUAUUUCUCAAACACCUUUACUUUUCUUCUUACGUCCAAUAAAACCAAAAUUAUUUACAAAAAAAACCCAUCUUUAUAGAAAGAUGAGACAGACUUUAGGUAGCCCUUGUUACCAAUAUUUUGAUUUACAAUUGAAUUUUUGUAAACGUUGUUCCAUUUUUGAUACUGCUAGCUGUUUAAAAUGUCAGCAAAACUGGUUUAUGGUAGAUUGGUGGCUGAGGAUGAAUAUACACACACCAGGACAUUUCCACAACAUUUCCAAGACAUUUUUCCAAAAUUCCAGGACCAUUUCACAUGGGGGUAACAGUGGAUCAUAAUUCAAAUAGAAGAAAAAUAAGUGAAAUAUGGGAGGAACAGAUCAUCAAAAUUAAUUUUCUUACCAUUGCACAAUAUUAAAAUAUUAUAAAGCAAAUAAUGUUAACAAUACCUGUUAAAACAUAAUACCUAUUUGACGAGUAACACCCGUUGUUAGCGGCAACAUCCUUCAGAGGUUACCGUUUUGUGCAGGGGGGGGGGGGGGAUGUAAUUUUCUUUUCUUUUUUUUUGCUUACAUUCACAUGUAAUCGGGCUGCUAUCACUGUAUUGAAAUUAUUUUAAUGUUGGGCAUAAAAUAAAACCCUAUUAUUGAGUGCUUUUUCUGCUAAACUCUGGUAAAGCAAUAAAUUUAUGCCACAUAUGCGCACUAUCGGUAAACUAAAGGAUCUCUGUGAUGAUUGGAUCCUGACUUUGGGGCAGAUCAAUUGUUCGAACCCGUGACUAUAGGAACGCGAAAAGAAAGUUCAGAAAAUGUUAGCAGUCAUCCUUUAUGAAACUAAUGACAUAUUUUCAAAUUUCCAGGACCAAGUGCAAAGUCCAUCAUUCUACUGACAAUAUUAGUUGUAAUCGAUGUACAAAUGCUUGGCGAUUCGUUUGCAACCCCCAUAUAGCUGUUUUGCCAGUAAUGCUAAUAUGAAUCAAUGUUCUAAUUCUGAUUUGGGCUUCUUUUUUUUUAAUUCAGGCAAACAUUAGCCUCUCCUGUUAUAAAAAUUGGAGUGCGUACACCUACAUGUAUGUCUGUGUGACUCACGAGGUGUUAUCAACCAUGUUUCUAGAUCGGCAUCAUUCCCCACCAUUCACAAAAGGCUAUGUCGUUUUUUAUUCCCAAUUUUGGACUAAAACAUUCCUACACUGAAUGUAGAGAUUCCUUUUGUUGAUUAUUAUAUAUACAGAUGUAUUUUGAAAUUGAUAUGUAACACUUGACAAACACCCCUUCACUCACCCAAAACAUUUCAUAACACAAAAUAGAUAUAUUAAUUUGAAUAAAUACAAGUACAUGUAUAUGUGUAGUAUUACUAUUUUAAAAUCUAGUUGGGUUUAAUAAGAUGAAAAUUUCCCUCUUUGCAUUUGUAAAAUGACACAAAAAUUCCUAAAGUUAAAGCCAUGGGCGUCGAAUCGAAUUUUAGAAAUAAAACCCUGCUGAUGUUAAGAGCGAUAACUGCUGUGUGGCUCUGCCUUUAAGUCUGAUUGUGGGAGGGUGUAUCACAUGUACCUUAUCAAUGAUGUCUGCACAGUGGGCAAGUCAUUGUCGUGAAAUGGAUCAACAAUGGGGAAUUUUUAUAAACUGAGAAACAAUCAGGGGAAUGUCAUGGAAUUUUAUACCUAAUUUACUAAUGCUGUUAACAUUUUCUAGUUUUAUAACAAUCAAUUUUAAGAAUGUAGGCUAAAUUUAUAUGGCUGUUUACAGGGCCGUACCCUCUGGAGGCGUGGGGGGGGGGGGGGGGCAGUUGCCCAUCCUGAGAAUCUCACCUUUUUUUCUUUUCUUUUACUCUAGAAAAUAGCAUCAUACAAAAAUUUCAAACCUAAAUUUAGAGGCUUUUUAGGGUCAAUGUAAGUAAAAUGUAGGGACUAAAACUUUGCUGUCCGCCAUUUGCAAUGACCUCCACUCUCGACAAAAUAACGGGAAUGGUCCUACACAUUUACAUAAACAUAAAUAUGUAGAAUCCACAUAAGCAUAAAUGUCUGAUUCAGUUCAGAUCAUUUUAUAAUAUUCCGUUUUUAUUUAGUUUGCACUGAGAUUAAGACUCUUGAUUAGUAUUUUAAAAACUUGUUUCAUUUUAGAAUGACCAAUCAAGUGCUCCCCAAAAGUUACGAAUGAAUCCUUCUAUGAACAAUACCGAACAUUGAUGAUGUUUUACUAAUGAAUCGUUGGUAUCAUUUUAGCUUUGUUUACACACCAAUGUUUGAGCGAGCACAGAGAUCAACAAAUGAAAGUAGAUCGAUGUAGUUUUGGCAAUUUAUUUAAUGUUUCCGGAAGAAGAAAAAUGUCUAAUGAUUUCAGGGAUAUUAUGGCCCAAUGUAUGGGGUCUUUUGUGAGCUUGCCCAUAAAAUAUAGGGCUUUUUAUGGCUAGAUCAUCAAAAUAGGGACUUUUUAGGGCAACCCUUCAAAUUUAGGGCCUUUUGAAGCAUGUGUGAAUCUUGAGGGUUUAAUUUGUAUAGUGAUUCAUUUGUUUAUAAAAAGUAGUGUCCACCCCCCUAGGAUUUUGAUCCAGGCACGGCCCUGGUUUAAAAAGCUUUUCUGUUUUAAAAGGUGACUAUAUCUGAAUGACAAUGAAGGUAGUUUUUAAAGAUGCCAUAUAUCUUCUGCUAUGGUAUCUGAAAAUUAUUUGUUAUUAGGAACAUAGAAUAUACCUACAUGUACGGUAAUUCAACUUGGAAAUAUGGAUAGCAGAAUUAAGAUUUCUAAACAAAAAAACAAAACAAAAACCCCAAACCAUUCUAACACAAAGGAAAGAAAGAUUUUACAGCACCUCAACACAUUUUAAACUACUUUUCUAUUUAGUAAAAUAUGAAACCUUCAGCCACCAUAUAGGCUACAUGUACCAAGGAGCAGCAAUAUCUCUUUUAUGUGCACUUAUCUACAGACAGAACGGGUAUAUGAAAUAGCUUUAGAUAUACAAGUUGAGUGACAAUUUGUUAGGUCCAUAAAUAGAGGAUACUCCCAUCAUGUCUUGUGAUAUAAUUUAUCAGCACGAGUUGAUAAAAGUAUGAAAUCCCAGGCUUGCUGAGGAUUUUUAUACUUUUAUCAACGAGUGCUGAUAAAUUAUGAUAUGACAAGACAAGAGGGGAGUAUUCUUUUUAUCAUCCAUUAUCAUUCUUUUCAUUUGCAACAAUUGUAAGUAAUGUCAGUAAUGUGGGUUGAAUGUCACUAUAUUUGACAGCGGUAGACUCGCUAAAUAGCAGAACGACGGUGGCGUGACAUCACUAAUUAUAGGUUUAGCACUGAAACAUACACAGUGACGUAACAAAAAGAAGCAAUAUCUCCUUGGAGAAUAUCGCAGGAGAUAUCACAAAUUAUAGUGCCAGCAAUAUCUCCUACAAAAGACUUUAAGGGAUGAUAAAACCUAAUAUUGCUCGAAAUAUGGUCAAUAAUUGUUUUAUUACAUAAUGACAUACAUAAGACUCGUACAUUCCUGCUUUGUUUAUCAGAAUCAAAAUACUUAUAUUUCCCGCAAUGUGUUCUAACAGACAAUAUUUACCGGGUAAUUACGACAUGUAAUCCUAUGAUGUUGUAUGACAAGCAAAGGAAUACGGAAAUAAACAGUUGAAACAUUACCAAGACAAAAAUUAAAUUAGAGAUGCUAUGACCUGCAAGAAUUUCAAAAUCAUAUUAAUAACAAAAUAAAAAACAAAGUAUGAUAAAUCUGAACAUACAUUUAUGCUGAACAGUUACCAAUUACCUCCAGAUGCAUUCUUUAUUUGUAACACAAAAUCCAGGGAGUGCCGAAUCCGACUGCAUUUUGAUGUACCGGUAUAAUGUACGUUUCUAAAUCUGCAAGAUACUCCUUACAAAAUUUGACGAGUACUGACCUUGUCUGCGUGGUAUUUUCGGAACUAAAGGUGUUAUCUUUUUGUGGAAGGACAGCAAAGCGUUUUGUCACAAGUUUGUGGUUGUUUACAUUAAAAUUAGCAUUACGUUACCUAAUCAUUAAUUAGAUAGAAUUUUUUCUCUUCUUUAUUUUCAUUGGUUAAAUCUCCAGGGCAAUAUCACUUUUGAUCGGACCGGUGGGACCGAUUUAGGGCAAUAUCAUUAUUUACGGAAGGUCUUGAAAUCAUGCAGCAUUAGCGAAUUUUAUUGUGGUGAUAAAUUUCAAACCCUGAGAAGUUAGGAAAAAUUAUUUUAUUGAAAAUAGAUUUUUUACAUCAAGCUAAAAAAUCAAAAGCAUAGAAAUUGCAAUCAAAACAUUAUUUUUAUUUUUUAUUUAUUUUUUAUUUUUAAAUCAUUAUUUCAAACCUUAAGAAGUGAUGAAAAAUAAGUUUAUGAAAAAUAGAUUUUUACGACAAGCUAAGAAAUCAAAAUCAUAGAAAUCGCAAUCAAAACAUGACAAAUAUAGGUCAGGGACCCGUUCCACAAAGCAAUCUUAGUGCUAAGAUCACUGUAGGUGCAUAACUAGCUUAUGCAUUUAAGGUGAUCUUACCUCUAAGAUUUCUUUGUGGAACGGGUCUCCGAUCUGUUACUAAUUACAUUGUGUUAGUGUGCAUUAGCUUCAUUCAAAAUAGUAUUUUUUAUAGCUACAUGCUCGAUUUGAGAUACAAUUUUAUUGUUAUUGUUUAACAGUUUAUAUGUGAAUUUUUAAGACAUUGCCUUUUACUCCUAAUAAAUACAGUUUAUUUUUAUAUUAUUGAACAUUUAUUAAAGACAUUCAAUCAUUCCAUAAUGUCUCAUGAAAGUUGUUAAUUUGACCAUGUUCACACUUUAUUUUACUACUAGUAAUAUAACACUGUGUUGUUGUUUUUUAAUAAUGAUUUUAGCUCAGAACAAAAUGGUUCUUAUUUAAAGGCAUAUUGUCACAGACCACUGACCUAUUUAAUGGUCUAACAAAGUAUUACCUGAACAAAAAUAAUUUGAUUUGUCCCUAAAUGUACUUUAUUCAACCAA